Clonostachys rhizophaga is the source of this 378-nucleotide messenger RNA. The record is from the annotation of a GenBank genome assembly. Lineage: Eukaryota; Fungi; Ascomycota; Sordariomycetes; Hypocreales; Bionectriaceae.
AUGGACAAGCCGCAAUGGUACGGAGACAUGCAGUCCGCUGUUGGUAACCUGUUCGAUGAACACGCCAGACAGGCUGAAGUGGAAACGCAGGCUCAGGCGGGGCUUUUGGAGAGUGAAGGUGGCGAGACCGAUGCUGGGUCGACGAUUAUGGUUCCUUUGGGAAAAGUAUGGACCGUCCCAUACUGUCUCCGAAUGUGGAAACGCUAUCCGGAAAUAAUGAGCUUCGACGACACGUACAAUACAAACCGCUUCAAGCUGCAGGUCUUUCAGAUUAUUACCGACUACGAUCAGGCGAUGAAGGAAGCACUGGAUAGCCAGUAUCCCGAGAUGCCAGCAACAGUUAUGUAUCCACCAUAUCAACGCAAACGUUCUUCUUAA